CCACACCAUAGAAAAUGCCAGAUCGUUUCUCAUCCUCAGCCACCUCGCCGGAGAACCCCGCCAGCUCAAUCCGAUGAACCUCAAAAUGGAAGAGCCACCACCACCGUGGGAUGAGAGGCUCCACCACACCAUAACCCACAUCCUAACCAGCCCGACCACCGCGCCGCCGCUCCACUCCCAAUUCCUCAUCGCCCAGCAGUUCCCCUGCUACCUCAACUGGGACUACCCUCCAAUCCUCUGCCGCCACCACGACGUCGACACCGCCGGCCGAAGCUUCCCUUCGCUCCUCCAGCGGUGGGGAUUCUCCCAGUUCCUGAAAAGGGCCUCGCGAUUCGGGCUCCCGGAGACCUCGUGGCGGAGCAAGUGCCCCUACCAGCAGCCGCCGCCGCUGGUUCUGGCGAGAGGGUUGGAGGAGGCGCGGUGGGGCGACGAGGAGAAGAGGGAGUAUUUCAGGAAGAGGCUGCGGAGGAAGAAGCUUUUCAAUAACAUUCACCCUCUGAUUCCUGCUGUUGUUCCCAAUUUGUGUCUGCUGUCGUUCUUGCUCUGGAACCCAUUUCCCGAUGAAGAAUGGUAGAUGAUGAACGGAGAAUCGUAGUCGUGUUUUGAUGUCGGGAUUUUUUUCCGGUUGUAAUAGUAGUUUGUGAAAUUUGUGAUUGGUCGGGUUAGAGAAGGAAAAAAAAUGUACUAUACACUUCCUGUUGGGCUGGGCUUGAUUCGAGGGCUGGGCUUCACGUAGUAACAAGCCCAUUGAAAUUUGUAUUACUAGGGGUAGGUUGUGAUUUGAAGAGGUGCAUGUAAUGUGGAGAUUCACUCGUUUUUUGUUUAAAUUGAGUUUGUAUUUACUUUUUAAAAACUUACCUCUAAUUUUUCAAAAUAAAGGAUUGACAAUAUCUAGGUAAAUCUGAUAUUGUAAAUAAAUUAUUGUCUUUUUAUCUUUUAGUUCCCUUUUGUCUUUUCUAUUUUUUGUUUAUUCCAACAUUAGUCUCAUCCAUUGUUGUUUUCUCCUUGGACAAAAGAACUAAUGAAGGGAAAAUAUGUCAUUAAAUCGAAAAAGUAUAUUACACUUUUAGAUUUUUAGAUAUGUGACAAGCACAAUCUAUACCUCCAAACAAUAGAUUUUUCAAAUAUAGUCAUUCAAAUAAAACAUCAAUUUAGAAUUCAUAGAUUGAUAUAAUUCAUAAAUUCAAGGGUUAAAGGUAUAAUAUGCCCCUCUACUAUGUCGUUUUAUCAAAGUAUAGGGGCAUGUUUGAUGUAAAAAAUAGUAGAGGGGCAUGUUUGAUAAAACGACAUAGUAGAGGGGCAUAUUAUACCUAUAACUCUAAAUUCAAAGAAUCACAACCUCCAAAUGACCCCUAAACAAACAUUAUAGGUAUGUGUUCUAAUGAACUCGCUUUGAUGGAUGCACACUAUGCCAUUUUUUGUUUUAGUGUUAUUGUCCUUUUGAUUCGUUUCAAAAUAAUAACAAUAUUCAAAUUUGAAUUUUGAGAAAGUCUACUUUCAAAUGUCGUUUGUAGGGCUGCUAAUGAGUCGAGCCGAGUCAAGUUUUGCCUUGUUCAUGUUCGGCUCGUGUCGAACACGAGCCGACUCAUUUAUUAAAUCUUGACACAUCAUUAAGAUCGAAAAUUCAUUUAUAUAGCAUAUGUGAUACAUAUGAUUUUUGAAUAGAGAAGGCUUAGGGGGGGCCAUAAUUCCUUCCGCUAGUCACGGAAAAGACUCAACCCAAUAAGAAGAAAAAAAGCACAUUCUAAACAAAGCAAAAGAGCAGCUACAAGAGUGAGUCAUUGAGCCAGUCAAAUCAAAGAUAAUUCAUCUGGUUCAAUGUCCAACAUUAAAAAAUCAUUUGGUUCAUCUCUUACACCCAAUCUUAAAAUAUAUUAAAGAGAUUUUAGAAACUAACCUAUUCCACGUCAGUCUUCCUACGAGUGGUGGGGAAAGACGGGGUCCACAAGGAGAGUUGGAGGUAAACUAUUAUUAUAAGUGCCAUAAUGUUGGGUUUGGGCCUUGUGGUCAUAUGUAUGCUAUUACUAGGAGUGGGGAAUGGGCAUGAUGUUUGAUCUAUUGGUAUAUAUGGGUUGACCCAUGGUAGGUCAUUGGGUGGGGUGGAUGGAUGGUGGUAGGGUGGGUGGGUUCGAUAGAUGGUUUGGUUCGGUUGAAUGGUCAAAUGAUUUUUUAUAUAUGUGAUUCAUACCAUGAACUGUAUAUCCAUGCAUACAUUUGAAAGUCGAGAGGGAGACAGAGUUAUGAUAUUACGAAAUCAAAUGACUUCAAAUGAACUAGCAAUUGUACUCGUAAUUCAUGGUUGUAGUUAGAUGAGUUCGGAUAUCAUUAGGAAAAUGAGAGGAAAUAAUAGACAUACAAAAUUAGUAAAGAUAAUGGCAGAGCAACUAGGAAUGAAUAUGAUACUUCUUCAUUGAGUUGUUUAUAUCAAAUAGAAAGAAACCCCUAACUGUUCGAUCCAUUCUAUUGACCGGAUGGAUAAAUAAUGUGAUUGAAU
This is a messenger RNA of Linum trigynum, 2494 nucleotides long. Lineage: Eukaryota; Viridiplantae; Streptophyta; Magnoliopsida; Malpighiales; Linaceae. The record is from the annotation of a GenBank genome assembly.